AUGGAAGACGUAGAAGAUGAGCUUGUUGAUGUUUUGAUGGAAUUCGAUACUGAGAAUAUUACGGAGUUUGUGAAUGUAGUCGAAGACGAAACAUCAGGAGGGGAUGGGUUACAAGUGCCUCAGGUGGGUAUGUUAUUCAAGCAUGAAGAAGAUAUGUAUAACUUCUACAAAAAAUAUGCUUAUGCCGUUGGUUUUCCCGUGAAAAAAAGGAAUUCGAAAAAGGGGGAGGACGGAGUAUUGAGAUACCUAACGUUAACAUGUAGUCGUGAAGGACGAUUAAAUGGUAAUACUAGUAGUUCAGUGAAGCCGCAACCUACGGUUAAGAUGGGUUGUAAAGCAAGGAUAUCUGCAUCUUCAGAUAUGUUGGGAAAUUGGAGAAUUAACGCGGUCCACCUAGAGCACAAUCAUGAGACAAGUCCAUCUAAGUCCAGGUUAUAUCGAUGCAACCGAACUUUGACUGCACAUGUGAAAAGGAAGCUUGAAGUAAAUGAUUUAGCAGGGAUUUCGUUGCAUAAGAGUUACAAUUCCGCAGUUGUAGAAGCCGGUGGAUAUGAGAACAUGACUUGCAUUGAAAAAGAUUGUCGAAACUAUGUCGAACGAGUUAGGCGAUUACGACUUGGAGAGGGCGAUGCUGCAGCAAUACAAUCAUACUUCUCAAGAAUGCAAGCUCAAUGUUCGGGAUUUUAUUUCAGUAUGGAUUUGGACGAUGAUUCGCGACUAAGAAAUGUAUUCUGGGCAGAUAAUCGGUGUAGGCUAGUGUACAAGGAGUUUGGUGAUGUGGUUACUUUUGAUACCACCUAUCUUACUAAUAAGUAUGACAUGCCAUUCGCCCCCUUUGUUGGCGUCAAUCAUCACGGACAGUCAACAUUACUUGGUUGUGGGUUGCUGUCGAAUGUGGACACUGAGACCUUCGUAUGGUUGUUCAGAACAUGGCUUCAGUGUAUGUAUGGUGAAGCUCCGCAAGCUAUAAUUACCGAUCAGGAUAGAGCCAUGCAAAAUGCAAUUGAGAUUGUCUUCCCGCGGACGAAGCAUAGAUGGUGUUUGUGGCAUAUUUUGAAGAAACUCCCGGAGAAGUUUGGAUACCACGUGGAUAAGGGCUUGAUAUUUGGGGCUAUACAUGAUUUAGUGUAUGAUUCACAGUCAGAACAUGAAUUUGAAGAAGGUUGGAUGGCGAUGAUUGACACCUAUAGUUUGCAGCAAAAUAAUUGGUUGUCAGGAUUAUAUGAGAAUAGAGGGCGUUGGGUGCCUUGUUUUUUGAAAAAAACUUUUUGGGCAGGAAUGUCAACAACACAAAGAAGCGAGAGUAUGAAUGCAUUCUUUGAUGGAUAUGUGCAUUCGAAGACAUCGUUGAAGCAAUUUGUCGAACAGUACGAACGUGCUCUCAGGAAUAAGGUCGAGAAGGAAUUCCAAGCUGAUUUCAAGUCGUUCUCUCAAAUGAUACCGUGUGCAACACAGUUUGAAAUGGAAGAACAGUUUCGGUCAGUUUACACCAUAUCGAAAUUUCGGGAAGUUCAAGAAGAGUUCACGGGUAAGGUGUACUGUAACGUCAUAUCUACGUCGGAAGGAUCUUCUGAGACAAGGUAUAAUGUACGGGAGACUAUUAUGUAUGAUGGUCGUCGCAAGAGAAAAAAUUGUGUCGUCUCAUUUGUGAGAAAUAAUUGCGAAGUUGUUUGUAACUGCCACUUGUUUGAGUUUAGGGGAAUACUUUGUAGGCAUGCAAUAGCGGUUCUGGACUGGAACGACAUCACAUGUAUUCCGAAUUGGUAUAUUUUACGGAGAUGGAGGAGGGACAUUCGUAGAGCGCACACGAGAGUUCCAGUAAACUAUGCAGGGUUAGAGACUACUCCUGCACAAUUAAGAUAUGAAGAGAUGUCGAAGGGAUUUGCACAGGUGGCAGACCUUGCUGCAGAUGACGAAAUGCGGUCACGUGCAAUAAUGGAGUGGAUAAAAUCUCAAUGUGAAGAUAUAAUGACUACAAGAUCUGGUGGUGGUAGUAAUCCCAUACCGUCGCGUACCACGGAGGUGUCGAAUGAUUGUGCGGUCGUGUCAAAGUUAGCGAGCGGAAGCAUACGGGAUCCACAAGUAGCUCGACGAAAGGGUGCGCCCAGGAAGCUUAGAAAAAGAAACCCAUUGGAGAUAGCAUCUAAGAAAGCAAAGUCUAGCGGGACAUCAUCCACUACUAUGCGACCAAGAAAUAGAAAUACGAAUGUGGUGGAUGACGCAAUGAACUUUCAGUUGCCUCGACAAUAUUCCAUACCGACCCCGACGUCGUACUUGUCCAAUGACAUGUUGACACCAUUAUCUUUGUCACAACUGUCCAUGCCCACACCGUUUCCCUUUCCCAACAUGUACCCUUUCAAAAUUUUGUCUCUCCAUCCGCGGCUACAAUCAUGCAAAAUUCACAAGGUCAACCAUCGACGAACUACUAUCAAAAUUUAUUGGAUGACGGUGGCAGCCUAUAGCAAGGGGGCUAUGAUUGAAUUUUUUUUUACAUCAAGAGUUUCAAUUCACAGUACUCGGAUGAAGAUCUCUAGGUUCAAAUUAAGUGUGAUUUCAUGUACUGGACAGCUGAUCAUCUUUGAUGACAGCCAUGUAUUCAAUUUGAAACACAUUAGCUGCACUCCAGUCCAUUCUCGCUUACAAAAUGGGCUGGACGGAGAGAGCAUAAGGGACAGAGCUGGAGACUUCAACAUUGACGCCUGCCUCAACUUGAUUAAGCUCACUUUUGAAAAAUGA
This is a messenger RNA of Olea europaea var. sylvestris, 2736 nucleotides long. RefSeq names its product protein FAR1-RELATED SEQUENCE 5-like. Lineage: Eukaryota; Viridiplantae; Streptophyta; Magnoliopsida; Lamiales; Oleaceae. Gene Ontology annotation, molecular function: zinc ion binding. The transcript has 6 exons. Gene Ontology annotation, biological process: regulation of DNA-templated transcription. Bases 1 to 2736 code for a protein of 911 amino acids. The record is from RefSeq and is a predicted model, not a curated record.